GUCGUCGUCGUCGUCGUCUCCCUCCUCCCAUCGCAUCUCUCUCUCUCUCUCUGUCUCUCUCGCGAUCGGAGAUGGAGCACUACCUGGAGAACAUGAAGACCCUGCGAUCCUACGUGAACGAUGUGGAGGAGGAGGCGGUGAAGAGAUCCGCGGAGGAGCAGAAGCAGAGGACCGCGAUCGUCGCCCUCGAGAGCGAUCUCAAUCUAGUAAGAUCAGAGACAAAGCAACUUAAUGAGGAAGCUGAGGAGAUGCUCAAAAAGAAGGCAGUGGUUGGUUUGGAGAUAGCUGAAAAGCAGAGAAAGAUAACCUCCUUGCAGACUGAGUGCUCCACCCUUAAACAGACUCUGGAGCUGCUUCAUCAGGAAAUUGCUAGCAUGGAAAGAAUACUAAAGGAGAAAAGAUCAUACUACAAAAAAGCAGAAGAAGAAUUGAAUUACAAGCUGCAAGAGCAACAGGACUGGUUUCACUCCCAUACGCAGAAGAUGCCAGUAAAUAUUGAACCAGUUGAGAAUAUUCCCAGUAUGCAAGGCUCGAUCGAAGGAAGUAUGGACUGUGCACUUCAUUUACAGGUACUUCAGAUGACUGAGAAGCAAAAGGAACUGACAAUUCAGCUGGAGUCCACAAAACUUAAAAUGGAAGAACUAGAAACAAAAAAAAUCGCGCUUCUUUCUGAAAACUGCCGAAACAAACAGCUCAUAGAGCAGGUGAAGCAUGCAAUAGGUGGUUUUCCUCGCGAGCUUCGGGAAAUGGAUUUGAGCGCUUUGGAAGCAGAACAUAAUGCUUUGUUAUGCGAUAAAUCUGGUGAAACCGAGUACACAGAAUCUCUUCAAGAUCGGAUUAAUCAAAUGAAGGGAAUUUCAGAUACUGUCGAAUGCCGAUGUGGAGAGAAAUACAAAGUCGAACUAGAACUCGCAGGUGAGGUCAUUUAGACUCCAAACGCAAUUUCCAACGAGGUAUCGAGUGACCGUAAACAAAGUAAAAUUGAAAAUGGAAUUUAAAAAAAAAUAAAAAACAGCGAAUAGAAAAAGAAGUAGAAAAGCUUAUUGUUAGUUUGUAGAUGAACUUCGGCUCCAGAAAAUUCGGUGAGGCUAUUUCAAAUGUUAAUCUCUGAAAAACUGCUACGGAUACAUGAGACAGUUUCCAAAGGUUCGAUUUGUGAUUUUUACACGU
Messenger RNA from Ananas comosus (pineapple), 1170 nucleotides. Its product is annotated as liprin-alpha-3. Bases 72 to 929 code for a protein of 285 amino acids. NCBI's taxonomy places the organism in Eukaryota, Viridiplantae, Streptophyta, Magnoliopsida, Poales, Bromeliaceae. The transcript is spliced from 12 exons. The record is from RefSeq and is a predicted model, not a curated record.